UUGAAUUCGUUUGGCCAGGUCCAGCAGCAGGUUCACCCCAACCUCUCAGCAAAGGAAGAUUCCCUCUACUACAUUGAGGAGCUGAUCCUGCAGCUGCUGAACAAAUUGUGCAUCGCCCAGCCACGGACUGUGCAGGAUGUGGAGGAGCGGGUUCAGAAGACGUUUCCUCACCCCAUAGACAAGUGGGCGAUCGCUGAUGCUCAGUCGGCCAUCGAGAAACGGAAAAGAAGGAACCCCCUCCUGCUCCCUGUGGAUAAAAUCCAUCCUUUACUGAAGGAGGUCUUGGGCUACAAGGUGGAUUACCAUGUCUCUCUCUAUAUCGUGGCUGUCUUGGAAUACAUCUCAGCUGACAUUUUAAAGCUGGCUGGAAAUUAUGUUUUCAAUAUCCGACACUUUGAGAUCUCCCAGCAGGACAUUAAAGUAUCAAUGUGUGCUGAUAAGGUUUUGAUGGAUAUGUUUGAUCAGGAUGAGAUUGGGUUGGUUUCUCUGUGUGAGGACGAGCCUUCUUCUUCUGGAGAGCUCAACUACUACGACCUGGUGAGAAAUGAGAUUGCAGAAGAAAGGCAGUACCUGAGGGAGCUGAACCUGAUCAUCAAAGUAUUUCGGGAAGCUUUUCUGUCCAACAGGAGACUCUUCACACCUCAUGACAUUGAUGUGAUAUUCAGCAACAUUUCGGACAUCCACGAGCUGACAGUGAAACUUUUGGGAUUGAUUGAGGACACUGUGGAAAUGACAGAUGAAAGCAGCCCUCACCCUCUGGCUGGCAGCUGCUUUGAGGACCUUGCAGAGGAGCAAGCCUUUGAUCCAUAUGAAACCUUGUCCCAGGAUAUUCUCUCUCCACAAUUUCUUGAGCAUUUUAAUAACUUAAUGGCCAAACCUGCUGUGGCUCUCCACUUCCAGUCCACAGCUGAAGGAUUUAAGGAAGCUGUCCAGUAUGUCCUGCCUCGCCUCAUGCUGAUCCCAGUUUACCACUGCUUGCACUACUUUGAGUUGCUGCAGCAAUUGCAGGAAUGCAGUGAGGAUGAAGAGGACAGGGAGUGCCUGAAACAAGCCAUCACUGCCCUCCUGAACCUGCAGUGCAGCAUGGAGCGCAUUUACAGCAAGCACUCCCCGCGGCGCCGGCCUGGGGAGCCGGUCUGCCGUUUCUAUCACCGGCAGAUCAGAAGCAAACACUUGGCCAUCAAGAAAAUGAACGAAAUCCAGAAAAACAUCGAUGGCUGGGAAGGCAAAGACAUCGGCCAGUGCUGCAACGAGUUCAUCAUGGAAGGAGGACUGACAAAAAUCGGGGCCAAACACGAGCGCCACAUCUUCCUCUUCGACGGUUUGAUGAUCAGCUGCAAAACCAACCACGGGCAGUCGCGGCUGCCCGGCUACAGCAGCGCCGAGUACAGGCUCAAGGAGAAGAUUGUCAUGAGGAAAAUGCAGGUGGUGGACAAGGAGGACACGGCAGAGUACAAGCACGCCUUCGAGCUGGUGUCCAAGGAUGACAACGGCGUGCUGUUCGCCGCCAAGUCGGCCGAGGAGAAGAGCACGUGGAUGGCGGCGCUGAUCUCGCUGCAGUACCGCAGCACCCUGGACAGGAUGCUGGACUCGGUGCUGCUGCAGGAGGAGAACGAGCAGCCCCUGAGGCUGCCCAGCCCCAGCGUUUAUCGUUUCGUGGUGGAGGAUUCCGAGGAUAACAUUGUUUUUGAGGAUAAUUUGCAGAGCAGGAAUGGCAUUCCCAUCAUCAAAGGAGGCACGGUGGUGAAGUUGAUCGAGAGGUUGACCUACCAUAUGUAUGCAGAUCCUAAUUUUGUUCGGACUUUCCUGACCACCUACCGCUCCUUUUGCAAGCCCCAGGAGCUGCUGAGUUUGCUGAUAGAAAGGUUUGAGAUCCCCGAGCCCGAGCCCACGGAGGCAGACAGGCUGGCCAUCGAGAAGGGCGAGCAGCCCAUCAGCGCCGACCUGAAGCGCUUCCGUAAGGAAUACGUGCAGCCCGUGCAGCUCAGAAUAUUGAAUGUUUUCCGGCACUGGGUCGAGCACCAUUUUUAUGAUUUUGAGAGGGAUCUGGAGCUGCUGGAGAGGCUGGAGACCUUCAUUUCCAGUGUCAGAGGAAAAUCCAUGAAGAAGUGGGUGGAGUCAAUUGCUAAAAUCAUCAAGAGGAAGAAAGCCCAGGCAGAUGGGGUCAGCCACAACAUCACCUUCGAGAGCCCCCCGCCACCCCUGGAGUGGCACCUGUGGCGCGUGGGGCACAGCGAGGCCCUGGACCUGAUGACCCUGCACCCCAUCGAGAUCGCCCGGCAGCUCACCCUGCUCGAGUCCGACCUGUACAGGGCUGUGCAGCCUUCUGAACUCGUUGGCAGCGUGUGGACGAAGGAAGAUAAGGAAAUUAACUCCCCAAAUCUCUUGAAAAUGAUUCGUCACACUACAAAUCUCACCCUGUGGUUUGAAAAGUGCAUCGUGGAAACGGAGAAUUUUGAGGAGCGAGUGGCUGUGCUGAGCAGGAUCAUAGAAAUCCUGCAGGUUUUCCAAGACCUCAAUAAUUUCAAUGGUGUCCUGGAGAUUGUCAGUGCUGUGAACUCUGUCUCAGUGUACAGGCUGGAUCACACAUUUGAGGCACUCCAGGAAAGGAAAAAAAGAGUUUUGGAUGAAGCAGUAGAAUUAAGCCAAGAUCAUUUCAAGAAGUAUUUAGCUAAGCUCAAGUCAAUCAACCCCCCCUGUGUGCCUUUUUUUGGAAUAUACCUAACAAAUAUCUUGAAGACAGAAGAAGGGAAUCCUGACUUCCUUAAAAGACAAGGGAAAGAAUUAAUUAACUUCAGUAAGAGGAGAAAAGUGGCUGAAAUUACAGGAGAAAUUCAGCAGUAUCAAAACCAACCCUACUGCUUAAGGAUUGAGCCAGAAAUCAGGAAAUUCUUUGAAAAUCUCAAUCCCAUGGGGAAGAUACCAGAAAAAGAGUUUACAGAUUAUCUGUUCAACAAAUCCUUAGAGAUCGAACCUCGGAACUGCAAGCAACCACCUCGAUUUCCCAGGAAAACAACGUAUCCCCUGAAAUCCCCGGGGAUAAGGCCCAACACGGGCAGGCAUGGCUCCACCUCUGGCACCCUGAGGAGCCACCCUCUGCCCCUGGAGAAGGAGCCCAGCAAGAUCAGCUUCAGCAGGAUCACCGAGUCCGAGCAGGAAACCACGGCGUCGGCACCGACCUCCCCCAACACCCCGUCAACACCGCCCGUGUCGGCGUCCUCGGAGUUCAGCGUCUUCUUAGACAUUGAUCUCAACAGUUCUUAUGGUAACAACAGCAUCUUCGCUCCUGUGAACUUGCCUCAGUCAAAGACUUUCUUCAGCUCCUGGGGGAGCUUCCCUAAACUGAGUGAUGAGCCUCAGAACCCUCCUCCACUUCCUCCACGGAAAAAGAUGGAUCAGGAUGCUUCCAAUGCUAAGGGAAAUUCCAAGUCGGAUGACGAUCCUCCAGCAAUCCCACCUCGGCAGCCACCGCCUCCAAAGAUCCAACCUCGCGUUCCUGCUUACAGCACCCCCCUGGAGCAGCCCCUUCACAGCCCUCCUCCUCCUCCCCCCAGGGACCCUGUCCCCGACACCCCGCCGCCGGUGCCGCUCCGGCCGCCCGAGCACUUCAUCAACUGCCCCCUGAGCCUGCAGCCGCCGCCGCUGGGACGCUUCCCCCGGGAUCCCGAGCGGCUGCGGGAGGCCGGCUCCGGGCCCAGCUCUCCGGGCACCCCUCCCAGCACCCCCUCUCCCCGGGUGCUGCGCCGCUGCUGCGUCCUCAGCGCCAGCCACAACAACCUGGCCCAGCCGCCCGUGCCCCCCGUGCCGCCACGGCACAACUCCAGCCCUCAGCUACCAAAACUGCCACCAAAGACUUACAAAAGGGAGCUCUCCCACCCUCCUUUGCACAGACUGUCUUUGCUAGAAAAUGCAGAAACUCCUCAAUGACCUUAGCCAUAGUAGUCAUUGACACUGGAAUACUAUUUGUAAAGUUCCUCUUUUUUUUUUUUUUAAUUUAUUCAAAAAAAAAA
This is a messenger RNA of Cyanistes caeruleus (blue tit), 4010 nucleotides long. The record is from RefSeq and is a predicted model, not a curated record. Lineage: Eukaryota; Metazoa; Chordata; Aves; Passeriformes; Paridae.